This is a messenger RNA of Nilaparvata lugens (brown planthopper), 696 nucleotides long. RefSeq lists its product as uncharacterized. The coding region runs from base 1 to 696 and encodes 231 amino acids. The transcript has 6 exons. The record is from RefSeq and is a predicted model, not a curated record. Lineage: Eukaryota; Metazoa; Arthropoda; Insecta; Hemiptera; Delphacidae.
AUGCGAUUAUCGAUAAUGAAAAAGUAUCUUUGGACCCGAAACCUACGCAGUGCGAACGCCAGCUUAUGUUCUCCGUGCGAGAAAUGUAAAACUGAUAAUUUCAAACAACUUGUUAAAGCAAUUAGGAACAAAGAGCUCAGAGUGGUUGUGCAGAACAAUAUUCCGCCGUAUGUGAUAUUCAUGAAUCAGGGUCACUCAGCACAAUUGACUGGAUAUCUAGGAGAGCUUUGGAAGAUGGUGGAAGAAGCAUACGAUUUCAGGAGUGUCUAUCAACUGAUCAAUUACACUCAAGGAUGUGAGAUUUUAUCAAGCGGUAAGGCAGAUAUAAUGCUUUCUCCUGUUGCUAUAACUACGAGUGAAUUGGAUCAAUUCCAUUUUGCCUUGACCUACACAUCUUCUUACUACCAGCUAUAUGUGAAAAAUCAAGGCGCCAGGGCGAAUUCACAUUUUUAUGUAUACACAUGGGACAGUGGCCUAUGGUGUGCAUUUCUUUUGACUCUCAUUGUAAUGACAAUAUUUAUCUGGCUCAUCUCUAUUUUCAGGGAGAGGAAUGAUUUAGAAUCGGUUGGUUUGAUGUCUCAAUCGCUCCAUGAAUUGGCUGCAGACUUGAAAGUGAACUUGGAUACUCGGGCCACAUCAUUGAGCAUUUCAAAUUCAUUUUUCUGCGUACUCGGAGCGGUCACAUUGCAAGGUUAA